AUGCAUAAAGCUACCAAGAGAUUAGCACAUGAGAAUACACUUUUGAGUGCAGAAAAUCGUACACUUCGGAAGGCAAACGAGGCAUUAAGCAAACGUCGACACGCAAAAAAGAUUCAAUUACAUCAAGGAGGAGUGCUUACCGGACAAGAGGCUCUUGAUAUAUUAUCUCAACAAAAGGUUGAUGUUCAGAUUCAACGCGACGAGCGUCAAAAGAGAGGGAAUUCUAAUGGGGAAGCAUCUUCUAGUCGAUGCUGUAGAAAGCAAAGGAAGAGGAAAGGAGCGGUGAGGCGGGAAGUCAAGACCACUGAUAUAAACUGA
Molecule: messenger RNA, 318 nt
Organism: Sclerotinia sclerotiorum 1980 UF-70
Lineage: Eukaryota; Fungi; Ascomycota; Leotiomycetes; Helotiales; Sclerotiniaceae
Exons: 3
Coding region: 1-318 (105 amino acids)
Source: RefSeq, a predicted model, not a curated record